Caenorhabditis bovis is the source of this 501-nucleotide messenger RNA. NCBI's taxonomy places the organism in Eukaryota, Metazoa, Nematoda, Chromadorea, Rhabditida, Rhabditidae. The record is from the annotation of a GenBank genome assembly.
AUGGCCGCCCAUCUAAACGGGCAACUCUACGAGGAGCGCAAAUGUGUGGUUCUCGCACGGAAAGCGACUACGGUAACAUGCGGUUCUUGGGCCGUUGCCAAGUUUAUGAAAAAAACGAUGGACAAGGUUCUUAAAGAAGACAACAAUGCUAUGAUCGACACUGAAACAGGAAAGCAGAAGUUUUAUGGAGGAAUUGAAGGACCAACAUCGGAAUAUGUUAAAUUAGUCAGCAGUGAUCAGCACGAGUUCAUCAUCAGACGAGAAUUGGCGCUGACAUCAGGCACAAUCCGCGCAAUGUUAAGUGGUCCAGGAGUUUAUGCUGAAAAUGAAUCGAACGUCGUCUACUUCCGUGAGAUUCCGUCGCACGUUCUUCAGAAAGUAUGCCAGUACUUCGCUUACAAAGUGCGAUACUCUAAUGCAGCGACCGAGAUCCCGGAAUUCAAUAUUCCACCAGAAGUUGCGCUCGAGUUGUUGAUGGCUGCCAAUUUCCUUGAUUGUUAA